AUGGCGACGCUGCGCGAGGACGUCGCGACGCGGCAGUACUUCGUCACGGGCGAGCUCACGGAGGCCAUCUUCGCGCGCGACUGUCGGUUCGUCGAUCCGACGACGGACGUGCGAGGGCUCGAGCGGUACCUGCGCGCGGUGCGCGCGCUGUUCGACGAGCGACGGUCGAGCGUGCGGUUGAUCGGAGACUUGCGGUUGGUGGACGCGACGACGAUCGAGGGGGAUUACAGGGCGGAGGGAUACCUGAAACUGCCUUGGAAUCCGCGCGUGCCGCCGUACGAGGGACACAUCACGUGGAAGUUGAGACCGAACGACGGGAGCGCGGACGCGGGGCUCAUCGUGGAGCAGAGACAGACGUGGUCGAUCUCGGGAGGGGAGGCGCUGCGAGAGACGUUCACGCCGGGGAGGUGA
Molecule: messenger RNA, 411 nt
Organism: Ostreococcus lucimarinus CCE9901
Lineage: Eukaryota; Viridiplantae; Chlorophyta; Mamiellophyceae; Mamiellales; Bathycoccaceae
Exons: 1
Coding region: 1-411 (136 amino acids)
Source: RefSeq, a predicted model, not a curated record